Molecule: messenger RNA, 4812 nt
Organism: Diorhabda sublineata
Lineage: Eukaryota; Metazoa; Arthropoda; Insecta; Coleoptera; Chrysomelidae
Product: high affinity cationic amino acid transporter 1-like
Exons: 12
Coding region: 306-2063 (585 amino acids)
Biological process (GO): transmembrane transport; amino acid transport
Cellular component (GO): plasma membrane
Molecular function (GO): amino acid transmembrane transporter activity
Source: RefSeq, a predicted model, not a curated record
ACGUAUUAUAUCAAUCAAGUAUGUUGUAACAAGAUAUUAUUAUGAGUUUGUUUUAUAUUUUUGAAUUAAAAAUUUAUAGUUUCAAUGGCAUUCAAACGGAUAGCCAUGCAUUUGCAUACUGUCAAUACUCUCCAUUUUUGCAGUGUACAGCACUGACCAAUAAAUAUAACAUAAUCAAAACUUGUUCCGUAGAACGGUAUAUCAGCGGGCAUUACACAGAACGUGAGGUUGGUUGGUGCUCGGUACUUGUUAGUUUAUUAUUGAGAGAAUGGUGAUUUGUUAAGCAAAUUAUAACAUUAAGCAAGAUGGUUUCAAAGUUGUUGACAGCAAUAACUCGAAAGAAAAAACUAGACGCGGAAGAACCAAAAACAAAUCUAGCAAGAGUGCUUUAUUUACUUGAUCUUGUAUUGUUAGGAGCUGGAUCUACGUUGGGUUUAGGAGUCUACAUUCUUGCAGGAUCAGUAGCGAAACUUUAUGCAGGUCCUGCAGUAUCCAUUUCAUUUUUAAUAGCAGCUAUUAUAUCAUUAUUUGGAGGUUUAUGCUAUGCUGAGUUUGCUGCAAGAGUUCCUCGGACAGGUUAUGCAUAUGCCUAUUGUUACGCCGGAGUUGGUGAAUUGGUAGCAUUUAUUGUAGGAUGGAAUCUACUCUUAGGAGCAGUAUUAGGUGCUUCUAGUGUGGCAAGUGGAAUGAGCAGUUAUUUAGAUACUUUGGUAGAUAGAAAAAUAUCAACAACUUUAAGAUAUUGGUUUCCAAUGGAUCUUCCAUAUUUGGUCUCUUCACCCGAUUUUUUGGCGCUUGGAAUAAUCAUGUUACUCACAGUACUUUUAUCCGUUGGAAUGAAAGAAUCGUCAAUAUUCAAUAAUGUUUGUACCGCUUUAAACUUGUUCACCAUCUUGACAGUCAUAGUGGCAUGCACAAUCAAAGCGGAUAUCAAAAAUUGGAAAAUUGCAGUCGACCAAAUAGCACCAAAGUAUAAAGAAAAAGCAGGUAGUGGUGGUUUCUUUCCUUAUGGUAUAAGUGGUGUAAUAGCUGGAACUCCGAAUUGUUUCUAUGGUUUCACUGGCUUCGACGCUUCUGCGGGAUGCAGCGAGGAAGCUAAAAAUCCAAAAAGGGAUAUACCACUCGCUAUUCUGAUCACUUUAUUUUUAGUAUUUGUGGUUUACUUCACCAUCUCAACAGUUCUAACAUUGGCCUGGCCAUAUUAUCUACAGAGUGAAGAAGCACCCUUUACUUAUGUCUUUGAUCAAUUUGGUUGGGUAGAAGUGAAAUGGAUUGUAACCGCAGGAGCAGUUUUUGCGUUGUCUUCCAGUGUUUUUGGUUCUAUGUAUUUUGUUCCAAGAAUAUUCUACGCUAUGGCUGAAGAUGGAUUGAUUUUUAAAUUCUUAGCCAAAGUUCAUCCCACUACCAAAACUCCUCUGGUAUCCACGGUUUUAUCAGGGAGUAUCGCAGGUAUACUUGCUGCAUUCUUAAAACUAGAAGCAUUAAUGGAUCUUAUGACGAUUGGAGCAUUUUUUUCUUAUAUUGUAGUAGCUGCCUCCGUCAUAGUCUUAAGAUAUGAAAAUAAGCAAACUGUAAUAGAAGUGGCAUCAGGGCAAGAUUUUUACAUACACAGUAAGCAGCAUUAUCUGGAAAGCCUAUUUAAUAUUAGUAAAAGUAAAGUUCCUACAAAAACCACAUCGAUUGUUGUAAAUAUAAGUGCGAUGUUCUUUACUAUUAUAAGUGCGGUAUUCUGCAUAAUAAUAAUCAAUGAUUCGUUCUUCUCUUCUAAAAACAUGCAGUACAUAACUUGUUCAGCGGCUCUAUUACUAAUGAUUAUAAUAAUGUUGGUAAUAUAUAGGCAACCAGAAUCCGAAGCAAAGAUAUCGUUCAAGGUUCCAUUAGUACCCUUAAUACCAUGCCUUAGCAUAUUAUUUAACUUAUAUUUGAUGAUGCAGUUAAGUUUGUUUACGUGGAUGGGAUUUCUGGGCUGGAUUGGAAUAGGUUGCGUCGUCUACUUCUUUUAUGGAAUUAAACACAGCGUAUUAAAUAAAGAAGAAGGAAGUAGAGAAGAAGUCAAAAUUUAAUUAACGAAUGAUUUGUAUUUACAUUAUAUGCGUUAUUCUAGUCAAAAGUAAUAGUCAUCGAAAAAUGAUAAAAGGAUUGAAAUUAGAUCAACGUUUACUAGUCGGAGUUAACUGUACACGAGACAGUUUUCUUUUUUUACCAAACAUAUUGUUUCACAAUAAAUAUAUAGUUUUUAGCUAAUACGUUUAACUUAAAUUAUCUGACUGAAAGCAAUAACAAUAAGUCGUCACACACUCUUCUAUAAUAGAUGUUUACUAACACAUAUCCGUUUAUACAGAAAUCGGUAUAAUACAACAAAUAUGCAUUUUAAGAGAGAAAAAUGCAGCUUCAAAAUGAAUUUAUUAAAAGAAAUUACAAAAGGGAUUCGAAAAAGGAUUACUGUAAAUGUUCAAAUUGAUACCCAUUUACGGCAACGUUUCUCAACGGCGAGGCAUGCUAAGAGGUUCAAAUUCUUCUUUAAUUGCAGUUCGGAAGUCGGUAAGGGCGGGUGGUCCCUUCGCAAAAUCGCGGUCCUUGAGAAGGCACUACAGAGAGAAAAACAGGGUGUCAGGUCACAUGACCGUGCAAGCCACUCAACGAAUCCUCGUCUGUUUAUCCAUUAUCCAAAAUGAACAUCCCGCACACAUAACGCGUAGUGCGACGAAGCUCCAUCCUGCAUGAAAUGAUGGAUGUUGACGAGUGUUGGAUCGCUGUCCAAUUAUCCACGUAAAUCUUCGAGCAUUUCCAGAUAACUUUGGCCCUACACGUGACCCCCAAAAAAGUACAAAUCCACGAGACCUUCAGCAUGGAUACCUGCCGAUUUUUUUUCGAGAACGUUACCUGACUUAUGCCGACCUCUGUAGUAUAGUAUUAUAGUAUGCCAACUUCACCUUUUAUCUUCAGCAAACUGUAACUAUAAGGGUAAAUAAACAAUAAAAAAGAAAAUUCGAUUUACAAUGUAUUAAUAUAAAUUUUAAGCUCGGUUUUUCGUCAAAAAAAACUGAAGUAAAUGGUGUUCAAAAAUCACUAAAGAUAUAUGUGCGGUCUAUUGUUGUUCUGAUAAAAAUCUAUUGACCGUAAACCGCUAAACAUUCUAGUUAUUUUUUCCAUAUAUUUAUAAAUGAGGUGCGAACCUUGAAAUAUAUAUUUUGUUGUAAAAUUUUUAAGUGGAUCAGGUGAAGUAAAUAAUAAACUCGUGAAAACUGAAUACUUUAAUUAAAACUGGUAACUCCAACGUUUACAAGAAAAGUAAAUAACCGACUGACUCUAGUAAAAAUACGAUACACUUUUUAGACCUCUUUAAACAAGGACAAAGCGUCAUUCUUGUCGUUAGCAAAACAUACACAUAAACGAAAAACUAAACAGUACAUAUAAAAACGGUCAACAAACGUAUCGAUUACAAAAAACUCGUAUUUCAGCCUAAAUGCUGACACGGCUAGUCAGUGAUGCUUUUAAACACGUCAAUAUAUUUAAGAUAGAAAUAAUGCAUAGUUUAUUGAUGAAAAUGAUGUUUAAAAAUUUGAAUUAUAUCGUAGUAGUAAAAGUAAAAUGUUUACAAACAACCCUUGUAAUAUGAAAAUUAUCUAAAUUCAUAUUAAUUGCAAUAAAUAGCAUUAUCAUGUAGAAGAAGUUAAAUAAAAAAAACUAGAACCAGGUUGGCAUCGUUGCAUAUAUUACAGCUCGUUUGACAACGUUGUAAAUAAAUUCUGUAUUUGCUGACAUAAAAUAGUAAAAACAAUUUCUGAAUCAUUUGAUGAUAAUAAUUUACAUAAAAAAUUUAAAACGUGCAUAUUUGAAAGUUAUUCAUUUAAAAUUCAAUUUGAAGGUAAUCCAAAGGUAACGUUAUUAUUUGGACCACUUUGAAUUGCUGACCACAUAUUUCUUCUGAUUUGUAUACUUGUUGGAUUUGCAUUUAUUUUCACAAGAAUCUAUCCCAAGCUAUUAACCAUUAUUACACAGUUAGUCUUUUGAUAAAGUUGAAAACUAAAAUAAAUUAAAAAAAAAUAAACAAAUAAAGAUGGACACGUGCAAUUACAUUAGGAAAAGAACAUCGUGGAAUUAAUCCUAUGCUGAAUAUCUGGGGGAAAGAGAGGCAAUAAUCAAAUGAACAACAUGAUAGUGAUUCCUACAAAUAUAUCAAUAUGAUAUUGCAUUAAUCUUAUAAACACUUUUUGAUAUGGAGUACUGUCCGACCCUUUACUGUGGGGCAAACAAGGUUGUUGUCUAUUGUUGAAAUGUUUGAAAAUUUAGUUCCAUUUAAGCAAGAACAGACAUAGAUUGGAAGGAUUGGCUCUUAUGACUGUUCACAAGAAUAUUACAGUGUCAAGAAGAUCAUGAGUGGGAAGAACACUCAUCGAAUUUAUCGUUUAAUUCAAAAUUAAUAUCACUCAAAAAUACUGUUAUUUUUUAUUUUAUGUUUUUGUUAAUAUAAUUAAUAAUGAUUUCAGAACUUUUCAUUUUAUUCAAAGAAAUGUGAUAUAAUAUUUUAUUAAUUUUAAUAUUCCUUAAUAUAUGAAAAUGUGGUGCACUCUUAGGGAAGAUACUAUUAAUCUUUCCAUCCCACCAGUGGGACCUCUCAAGGCACUUUUAGUAAACCGCAGAAGGGUCAGUUAACUCUUCCUAGAAAAAGUUGAUCUAUUUAUUCUCAAUCAACUUGAACUACAAUGCAAUCCGUCCGUGGCAGUUGGAACAAAUUCGAACAAAAUGAUGAUUUCAUUAUGAUAUUUUUGUAUUCUAUUAAUAUUAAUUUAAUAAAGAACUGUUUUUAGU